AAGUGUGAAUGCGGCAAAAAGAAGAUUUCUAAUGCGAUGCGGUUCGGUGAAUUUUAUGCGAAGUGAAACUUAAACGGUGAAGAGUCGUUCAGAUAAAAUAAGUGGUUUUCAUGCUAUCAUCCCAGCAGGAGGACUCGUAACAGGAUUUUGGAAACUGCUACUCCGCUUCUCCGGUGUUUGUGUGCGCCACAAAAGGGAUAUAAGGAGGGAGCGAGAGCUGUCAGUUGUUGCGAAAAAAGGAUACGAGCUGGUUUUCCCCCAACGGCGUUGACCAACGGAACGGUGUUUUCCUUCUCUUGUGCACGCGGGUUUUUGGCGCGAGGAUAGUUCGUCCUCCAACCGAUUCGGUGUGUGGAAUUACGCUGAAUAUAUAAUUUGUCUGGUGCUGUGGAGGUGUCAAUCGAGCUGCGGAAUAAAAUCCUAUCGAUCGUGCCACAACAAAGUGAUAAGCAGUAGUAGCCUUUCCGUGUUUUGUGUGAUUGUGUUAUUGUCGGGUUUGAAGUAGAAAUUUCAGCACAUUUCCACAGCCGGGAAGCUCGACGUGUGAAAACGGUGGACCGAGUGUGCUAGUGAGCAGUGAAAGAGAAAAAAAUAGUGUAGAAAAGGAGGGAAAAGUGGAUUAUUCAAGCUAAGGAUUACUCACUACGUCACGUGGUGCGAGGAAACCCAUAAUCAGAAAACCGAGUGUUGCAGCUAAUUUUUGCGAGUCGGAAAAGCCGUAAAUACUUCCAAUUCAUCUCUGCCAUUCAUUACACACAAUCGUUGAACAUAAUUCCUGUUCCACAACGGAUGUGUUGUUAGCGGCAGAAUUCCAACAGCGAUCAGCGUGCCCAGCCCUGAGGCCGCGAAUCGGAUGCGUGUUGGUGGAGUGGCCAGGUGCGUAAGAUAGAACGCAACGCGUGGAUUACGUCGAGUCCAAAACGGAUUAUAAAUCGUGCGUCUAAUCGGCCGUCGGUCCUAACGAGGUUUGAAUCACUUCGCGCCCCGGUACCCGCUCUGUGCGUACCGAGUGAAGUGAAUUGUGUUGCGCAGAUAGUUCUCUCCGUUAAACCGCUCACGAAUUGUGCGUCUAGUGAAGAAACGUAUCGCGCCACGCAGCUGUUGUGAAGAGGCCUCGCUUUCCGUUCGGUGCGUCUCCAUUUAACCCGCUGGAAAAGGUGACAGCAACACAACACGCAUCAACACGCGCCAGUGAUAAUAUCGCGCACGGUGCAAAGAAAAACAAACCGACUGGAAGUGUCUUAGGUUCCCGAAAAACAAACGCCGACAUUCAUUGCCCGGGGAGGAUCCCCUCGCGUCAAGUGUUACGCACGAGCGCGUGGUACGCCAGCCGCCAACUCCAGAGACCCAGACCCGUGUUGCCGUCUAAUGACGCGUCAAUCCGGCGCAACGAGCGGAACGCGAUCAAACUGAAGGACUAAAAAUCCACUGACUUUCCUUCGAUUCCUAACGAAGUCUCUCAGUUUUUGAGGGGACACCUCUUUGCCCAGUUCAACCAACGCCAAACAGAAUGACCAACGUACGGUGGCAAAAGGGAAGCCGGCGGGCGGCAGCGGUCAUCCUAGCCGUCCUAUCCUGCGUACUGCUUGCUCCCGCCCCAACGGUCGCCUUUGCGCACAGCGUGUUUAAGGCGCUGGCGAUAGGCACCAGCACGCAGUCCGUGACGUCGAGUACCCUCUCGUGGGAGAAGUUUUCCGGCGCCGAAGCCCAUCUGCAGUAUGCCGUCCGAGUGGCGGAACCCGAGCAGCACUCGAAGGAACACGUUGAAAACGAUCACGUUCACCCACCGAGCUACAUCUGCCGGGUGUUGCUCGAAGGAAUGCACACCGCGGGCCAAACGGUGGCGGGCGAAUCGGGCACCAUCUGUACCGUGGCGGCCCAGCAGGCCGAGGUAGAACGUCACCAUGCGUUCGAGAUCCUGAUCAAUAUGGGCGGCGGGGGUAGGCUCCUCUGGCAGUCGUGGGACCGUUACCAUGCGGGAAUCAUCGGCGGGGCCGUCAGUUCCGGCACAGGCAAGUCCAAUGACUACUACAUCGCACGCAUCCGACCUGGCCAUGGUGUACACCAGCAGCAGCAUCACCACCAUGGACACAAUUUGUACGCUAUUGGCAAUUUCGACCCGAGUGUGAGCCUCAGCGGACGCAUCUUCGCCCCGCUACCGGAUUCAAAGACGAGCACGCUACACGAACAGGGUGAAAUUUUGGUCGAAAUCGAACCGGUCAGGUACGAACUACAUCAGAUCAAGCUGAUGAAAGUACGGACCGUUGUUAAGAAAAACGCUACCGUUUUGGGAUCGACGAUCCUUUCCAACACGGACGACAAGACCAGCCAGGCGGAAACGGUCAUCACGUACGACUUCAAGAAGGAAAUUUACUGGGGUAAGCACGAGGGCGUCGUGCAGGGUCUCAACACGAAGGUGUUCGACUCGCGCGCCCCUCAGGCGACUAACGUGACCUGGGGCAUCAAGAACUCCGAACGUCGGUUUGAGACGAAGGCAGUGAAUACAGUGCUGGAACCGGGGACGGCCAUAAAUGUGACGCUAUUUGGAAACUACACCGAAAUGGAAGCACCAUACACGGCCACACUGAAGGCGUACUAUGACGAUAAACCCGAUCCCGUCAGUCGAAAAAUUACAACAACGAUGGUUAGCCGGGACAUGGAAGACGUAAAGAUCGAGUUCAGCCCGGUGUACUGGAUCGAGAAUGGUACGCUCGUGCCAACGACAACAACGACGACCACCACCACAACCACCACCACAACGACAACGACGACCACAACGUCCACCACGGAGGCCACGACCAGCCUGCGUCCGGUACCGAUCAACAGCACGCCAACCGAAGGCGGUAACGUGAUCGACGAGGACGGCAUGAGCAACGAGAUUGGCCACGCACCGUCCACCAGCCGGGACAUGAAGGACAUCCAGAGUGCGCCGAAGGCCGACAUCAACAAGCACGCCGACCAUAGCCAACCGUCCGCCGGCGUUCGAACGUCGGCCUUUACCCAACCGAUGAGCAGCCUAUGGUUACUCCUGGCAGUGAUGUUGCUUUUCCAGCGCUGUUAAAUUAAUCCACCCCAUCCCGGGACACUGCUUUCAAAACCUAUUUAGUCGACAAAAACACCUUACUCUAAGCCGCCACCACCGGAAGAAAGGCCACAUUUCGGUCGACCUUUUUUGCUGCCCCCUCCCUCCCCGCUCAGACCGGGAACGAAAUUCAAAGCGAAAUAUUUCAAUGAAAUAUUUCAAUUCUCCCUCAGAAUCGCUGCUCUCAACCCCAAAACACAUUCUGUUACCCCGGAGGGUAUGUCUCGUUUGUUACGGAAGUCGCGAGGCAGCGGAGAACAAUUUGUUUUUAGUGUGUAAGCAGUCAUUUAAGAAGCAUUUUAUCAUUAAGGCUUGAUUGUAGCACCUCAAGCGCUUUGCGAGGGGCAAAAAUGCGCGAUACGGUUAUCAUUUAGUUGUUUCAUCAUGCUUUCGAGGGAUCGACCGAGAAGAUGCUUGCUACAUCUUCGGAGGAACGUCGGAAAGCCUCUCGCAUUUUAUCGAUAAUUUGAAGAACACAAAACGCUGGUAUCGCAAACGAAUCGAAAAUGGCAAACCAGGUCGAGCCGAGGAAUCUGUUUCAUAGAUGUAAGGAAUUAAACGCUAAGAAACAAUGCUUCGUUGUACAAGGGCAAGAUAGAACGGGGAGAACGCGAAUGGGCAAGCAAAUCGAUGUAAAAUUGUAUGGUUAAAUAAUUUACUUCUUCGUGUACAUAGCAAUCCGACCCUAACCCGUGACCGAGUGAUCCCGAAUUGGUUUUAUUUCUUUCACACACGCGGACAAAACACCAAAAACGUGCGACUCUUCGGUAGCUGUUCUCUAUCGGCAUGAGUUUUCUUGCCUCCCAGCCCCGUCUUAGUAAUGAAAAACACACACAGAUCGCUCGCACCAACGUUGCUGGCUUUCGACGACUUUGUUUAAACAAUUCUGCAAAAACGCGAGUGUCCGCGUCUAGGAAAAGAUUAUAAAAAAAUUCACUUACAAAAAUGCUAAAUGUAACGCUGAUAAAAUACAAAUAAAAGCACAUUCCGUUGAAGCAGAAAAGGAAAACGUGUGGGAAGAACAACAAGUGAUUUCGAGAUAAAAGUUACAGCAACGAUUGUCGGAUGAACGGAAAAAGCAGUAAAUGAAAAGGAUUAAAGAACAAACAAUGUAAUUCUAAAUGUAUACAAACAUAAUGAUUAAACAGUACUGUAAAUGGCUGAAACAAGAAAGUUGCAGAUGAAACCCCAGUUGAACAAAAAAGUAUCCUUUGCAAACACGUGCACGUUGAUUACGAAUAUGUGAGUGAUUCUUCACCACGGAUCGUUUAUAAUAAUUACCUACAGAAACACACAAGUCGUAUUACAGAAUUUUUAGUUUUAUCCUCCAACGAUUAGCAAGCUCGAGUACAUCAAAAAUAUGCAACAGAGAAACUAGCUUAUGAUUUUGUUUAUUUAUUAUAUGAUUAGACCAAUAAGUUUUAGUUUCAAUGUACGUUUUAUCGCAAUAAAGU
Molecule: messenger RNA, 4536 nt
Organism: Anopheles coustani
Lineage: Eukaryota; Metazoa; Arthropoda; Insecta; Diptera; Culicidae
Gene: uzip
Product: protein unzipped
Exons: 11
Coding region: 1511-3061 (516 amino acids)
Source: RefSeq, a predicted model, not a curated record